Symbiodinium sp. CCMP2456 is the source of this 2229-nucleotide messenger RNA. Lineage: Eukaryota; Dinophyceae; Suessiales; Symbiodiniaceae. The record is from the annotation of a GenBank genome assembly.
AUGGCAGCGCCCGUGCCGGGGACCAGCAAGCCCACGAGCCCUGCGACCUGUCAGUGCCUGGAGCGACCGCCGCGCAUCAAAGCAGAAGCAGCAUCAUGCUGCAAGAGUGUUGUGCAUAUCAUGCAAAGACAUGCUGCAGUGGUGGCGUUGCCAUUUGCUGUAGGUGUGUUAGCUGCGCGUCGACGGGCUUUGAGAAGACCACGGCGUGUGACCAUGUACCAGGCCGUACAGCGAGCGUGGUGCAACCUCCCGGAAAACUACAAUUGGGACAUCUGCACGCAGCAGAACUACGCAGCGAGUGAGGCUGUGAUCAUCCCGGGAAAGCUCGAAGGAGCCCGAAAGCUUGUCGACAGCUCGUAUCACGGGUAUUACACCCCGGAGAGGCAGCGUUUUCAGGAUGACCUUAUCACCGAUCUUGUUGAAAACAAUGGUCGGUCACAGCAGGCACCCGUUCUGUUGUUUACUGCGGGAGCCAUGGGCGUGGGCAAAACCUUUGUGCUCCACUGGCUCCGGGACAAGGGCAUUUUGCCUGUCUCUGAUUUUGUUAAGAUCAACCCUGACAAGCUUGCCAAGCAACUUCCAGAGUGGGUGGGAUAUGAUGCCUACGACCACUCCAGCGCUGCAGUGAUGACCCGGUUGGAGGCCGGCUACCUCAGCGAGCUCACUUUGCUUUAUGCUCUCCAGCAGAGGCGCAAUAUUUUGGUUGACAGCUCCCUACGGCACGGCAAGUGGUACUCCCGAGUGCUGCAGAAGAUACGUGAAAAGCUGCCGGAUGUGUCCGUCGUCCUCAUGUACAUCCAUGCGUGCGAGGAAACAGUGUUUCAGAGAGCAGUCGAACGAGGGCACAACGGUCGUGCAGUGAGUCAUGCAGAAGUCGCCGACUCCCUGGAAAAGCUUCCUCGGGCCCUCCAGAAACUUCUUCCUUACACGGACUCUUUCAUCCAGGUUAACAACAACUUCGACGAGCCUCAGGUAACAUCCGUUUGUCAGCAGGUGCGAGACGAAGAAGGCUCCUCGUGUCAAGUGUCAGAAGACAUCGAGUCCAUGGGCGAGGUGGGCUGGUCCGGUGUGGCAAGUGUGCUGCAGCAGGCGACUAACGGCCCGCCUGCAGAACCGCUAGCCGAGCCGCCGGCCAUUCUUCCAGCUUCUGGUUCCUCCCUGCCGCAGCCCAUGAGCACCCUCUUCCACACCAUCGCCUUUGCUGCCACAAAGCAUCUGAACCAGACUCGCAAAAACCCACAGCAGACGCCUUACAUCAACCACCCCCUGGCCGUUGCUCGCAUUCUUGCCGAAGUGGGCAUCCGUGAUUUGCCUACGCUGCAAGCUGCACUCUUGCACGACACUCUGGAGGACACCGAUACCAGCGCUGCCGAGCUCUCCGCUACUUUUGGCGAGCAGGUCCGGGAACUAGUGACGUCGCUGACCGAUGACGACAGCUUGCGACCGGUCCACAGAAAGCUGGUGCAGCUGCGAGGUGCUACAACUUUGCCCCCGAAGGCGAAGCUUGUACGCAUCGCAGACAAGCUGCACAAUGUGUGGGAUCUGGUCCAUCAUGGCAUCCCGUCCUGGCCCAAGGAGCGCACCGAGCGAUACAUUGCCUGGGCUUGUGAGAUGGUGGCAGCCUUGAAAGGGACUCAUGCAGCUCUGGAGCAACGAUUCCACGCUGAAGUUUCGCUACCGGCUGGCUACGAGCUGGGCGACUGGGAGCGCUUCGCACAAGAGCAGCUCAGGCACACAGAAGCCUGGGAGCACGUGCAUGUUCAGGACGACGAGGUCACGGAACAAGUGCACACGCCAGAGCUGGACGAACAGCGUGCGGUACUGUCUCUCUUGAAGGCGGCAGAGUAUGUCGCAAGCCGCAACGGCUCACAACUCAUUGACAGUGUUAAGUUUGCAUUGAUGCUGACGGAGUACGGCAUCAAGGACCCAGAGACGCUCAAGGCAGGGCUGCUCCUCGGAACUGCCAACGGUCACGACCGAGUGAUUGCGAAGGAGUUUGGAAACGAGGUGGCAUCCAUACUCCGGGGCCUGGAUGCUCCAUUCCCCUCUGUUGCAAGCAAUGCCAAGGCCAAUCGGAUCCGUCUCGGUAAGCAAUUGCACGAGUUACGGAAGCUCCAGUGGGGGACACUCUCUUCGCCAGAGGAUAUUGAAGAAUUCCGCACCCUGUUAGAAAGAACACGGGGUGUUCGAAAGGUUCUUUCUGGCAGCCACCCGCCUUUGGAAGAGGCU